Mya arenaria is the source of this 11780-nucleotide messenger RNA. RefSeq lists its product as uncharacterized. The transcript is spliced from 13 exons. Gene Ontology annotation, molecular function: protein binding. Bases 181 to 3924 code for a protein of 1247 amino acids. NCBI's taxonomy places the organism in Eukaryota, Metazoa, Mollusca, Bivalvia, Myida, Myidae. Gene Ontology annotation, biological process: signal transduction. The record is from RefSeq and is a predicted model, not a curated record.
CCACCUUCGUACCGGAAGUAGAUUACUUUCCAAAAUACACAAAGCGACAUAUUAAAGGAGUUAAUAUAAAAAAAACCAUGUAGCACACACAAGAAUGGUGAAAGGACGAAAGAAAUACUCGUCUGAAGACACAAAUAUAUAGAUGAAAAUAGCUGACAGUGAUAUUCUAAAGGUAUCAACAUGGUCUCAGGAUUUCCAGAAAACAGUGAGGUGUUUGCUAUCACUCACGUGCAUGCCCCAUGCACUGAUAGUGACUUUGAUAUCAACAACUUUCUGCCUCUAAUCAAAGGGGAACUUCUGACGGUUAAGAAGGCCCAGUCUAACACACAGACAUGGGUUCGAAAUGCAUAUGGGAUAGAAGGAUUAGUCCGAAACAAUCAUGUCAGCCCAGCGGAUCUCUAUUGUCAUGAAGAUUUCUUCCUAGCUGACUUUACCUCUCAAAUGGCAGAAAAAAUAUUAGCUGAUAAGCCGAAUGGCAGCUUCAUCAUUCGUACAAACUCAAAAGAUGUAGCUAAAGUCAUUAUUAGUGCCAAAUUUGAUACUGUCACUCAUUACAGCUUCAAUAAGCAUGGAGGAGGGAUCGAAUAUGAUGGGGUUCUGUACCAAUCCAUACCAAGUUUCAUCAAUAAAUGUAGUUACAGUGGCGUGUUCAAGGGUAAUCUGGAAUUGUGGAUAAAGCAGUCAGACAUUAAUAUUCCCCAGGUCUCCAGUAGCAUGGCCAGCGCUGUGAAUAAGCUGUUUCUCAACUUUAGAAUCGUUGCGGGCAGUUUGGCCAUUGCAGUAGAAGAUUUUGGCUCUCUGAACAAGCUGUGUCUGGAAGUGCAUAAGGGCCGACAAUACACGAUUCUGCGAGCUAGUCGCAACACACAGUGGCUUAUUGUGCGAGAUGAAUAUGACAAUGAAGGGUAUGUUCCAGGCUCCAUAUUAGAGUGCUUCAUCCCUCAGUGGUUUCACGGACGUAUAGAUCGGGACGAGGCCUCAAUAUUGCUCAAUAAGAAUAGCCGAGAUGGAACAUUUCUUGUGAAAGAACGCUCGACCAAGCCGGGCACAUACGCCCUUUCUGUCUGGUCACCGGAUAUGAAAAUAAUCCACGUGCCUUUAGCCUACCAUGAAGGGAAGAUAACUACAGGCUUAUCAGCAGAUCUGCCAAAGUUUGACUGCAUAAAGACCAUGGUGGAUUACUAUAGAAGCCAAACUCGGUUUUGGACAUCGAACAGUGAAUGUGUCCGCAUUCUUUUCCCGCUGUCACGUAAGGAGACCUCUGUACCAGAUGAGAUUCGAACUAUGGACAUGAAAUCUGUUGACUUGUACUUCCGCGCUCUCAAAGAGGGGAAAGAACAUGUUAGGGAUAUACGGCUUAUGGUGAUAGGACACCAUGGUGCAGGGAAGACCACGCUGACUGAGCGACUCAUGGGAAAGCAGUUCCGACGUGUGGGAAGCACUAAUGGGAUUGAGAUUCACCUCAGACAGUGCCAGUACAAUGUGGCCACAGGAAUUUGGCUCAAUCCUCGUCCUGGGUCGUCUAUCAUGGAUGAUGAGACUCAUAGGCUGAGGCUUAUUAGGGUUCUAGAAUCGCCAGACGAGGAACGAACAUCGGUGUUCAAAGAGCUCUUACAUCGCAACUCUACAAACGAGUCCCUAUUCGAUUUAAGUACCAGGAGCAACACCAAUCACUCCCUCCAUAGCUCUAUGUCGUCCAUACCAACAGGCGAGAUUUCAUCAUCUAGAGAUGUCUCAGGGAGAGAGUCACCAUUAGUUAAAGAUACCUCUGAAACAGAUUCGUCACCAGUUAAACCAGAGGCCAGUCUGAACGGUUCUCAUCCUUCGAGAGAAAGUUUGAAAUUGAGAUUUGAUCUGAACGCAAACAAUGAAACUGUUUUUGGGACAGGAGAUAAUGGUGAUAGUGGGGUUUCUGAUGAAAACGGCAUUAGGUAUCCGAGUAUUGACGGCGAUUAUCAGAUUACGAAUGAAGACGUCCCGAGGUACAAAUUUUCAGAAGGGACGUUGAAAGUGAUUGAGAGUACCUUUGGUCGGAAACGAAAUCUGUCUGGAACCGAGAACAAAAUUGGUUUCAUCUCCAUGUGGGAUUUUGCUGGCCAGUACAUUUUCUACGCCACACAUCAGGUUUUUUUAACGCCACGGGCAGUAUAUCUUCUUGUGUUGGAUUUGACGAAGGACUUGGACGACUUUGUCAUCGAUGAGGAAUUCCCGCUAGAGGCUCCUGAGAUGCAGGGACGCCUCGUCAAAGACUAUGGAAAUUUCUGGAUGCGUUCCAUUCACACCUUCUGCGGCGAGGUACCUGGACAUCCUCCGGUUAUCCUUGUUGGUACAAAAAGCUCUGAGAUGAACCUUGAACAGGGACAGACAGUGGAAUCAGCUGCCGGGAAAUACUUCGAGAAGUUCCGAAUGAUGCUGGAGAACUCGCCUGUGGCUGAACAUUUACAGCCUGAGCAGUUCGCAGUUGAAUGCAGCAUUGACGAUAAAGAAAUCGACCGAUUGAAAGAGGCGAUUGUAGAGGUGGCAAAACGGCAGAUGCAUUGGAACCAGGAAAUUCCCGGCAAAUGGCUACCCCUGGAAAGGGCGUUGAGUAAACUGGGUGGUGAGAAACGAAUUAUCUCCCUUGAUGAAGUCAAUUCCCUAGAUGGCGAGAUGGACGUGAGAAUUAAAGACAGCGAGGAAAUUGUCCUCUUUCUCAGGUUCCAUCAUGCUGUGGGCUCAUUGAUCUACUUUGAUGAUGAAGAAUUAGCUGGCUAUGUUGUGCUGGACCCUCAGUGGAUAAUUGACGCGUUUAAGUCACUGAUAACGGCACAACAAUUUUGUAAGCUGCGACCUCAGCUACGCACCCUUUGGAAAAACUUACAGGAAAAAGCGUGUUUACACGAUAAACUGAUUGACGAAAUUUGGCGAGAAGAUCGGGAGGGACACUUUAUGGAGCAUAGAGAUAUUCUGUUGUCGUAUAUGGAAAAGUUGGACAUCAUUGCCAGACCUAAGGUGAAACUUGAGGAUGGACAAAAGCAAGAGAUUGAUUUCUACUUUGUUCCGAGCCUUUUGAGAAUGAAGGGCCAGAAGGAUGUCUCGGACUUGGAUAAGGGAAAGAUAAGCGAGAGAACGCCCAAUUUGUGUUUUGCCUUUCAGGAAGGGUUUAUUCCACCGAUGGUCUUUCAAAGAAUGCUCGGUGCCUGCUUGUCGCGAUACACGAUCUUCAGGAAAGUGGAUGAAGAUCAAAUCUUCUGCGAUCUCGGUGUCUUUUAUCUGGAUUCUCAGCACUGCUUCAUUUUUUGGUUGGAAGAUGAUGUGAUGAAAGUUCGGGUUGUGAACCUUGUUGAAAACAAAGUGAAGUCUUCCCUUUGUGACAAACUGCGGCGUUUUUUGACCAACCAACUUGACAGGGAGCUGUGCCGUUAUCAAAACAACACCUCAUUCAGCGUCUGCAUUGAGUGCCUUAUGCCGAAGAAAGGCUCAGGGAGCUUAAUAAACUGUAAGGAAUUGCUCAGAGAUGAAAAACUGCCUUGCUGCGCUCAUAGCCAACCCCACAUCGUUCAGUCAAAAAUCAUCCUUCAGUCAUGGUACCCUGAUUACAUUGAGGUCCCCGUAGGGGAGGUGACUCUGAAUUGGAUUGAUGCUCUCCCUUCUGUGAUUAGGAAAAGGGAGGUCACUCUGAAAGACUUGAGCAAGAUUGCGCAAUCGCUAGGCUUCAACUGGGAAUUUGUGAUAAUUGAACUAGGACUGCCUCAGGUGGAUAUAGACCAGUGUAAGAUUGACAACAAGGACCAAGUGGCCAUGCAGAUUUACCAUUGUCUGUUAAAGUGGAAAAGCAGGGACGGCUACCAGGCUAACAUUGAGACAUUGGUGAAAGCGAUUCAGGCCAAUCAAGCUGUAGAGGCUGAUUGGGAGGCAAUCAAAAAUGUUGUGGAUAGAAUCUGAGCUUUACAUUCAGAUUCUUAUGGAAGAGGGUGGGGUGGAGGGGGAGGCAUUUUUUUCUUACCAGAAUCUGAGGUUUAUGCUCUGUUUAAUUCUUUAUGAGGUGUAUGUUGAUUUUUAUCAACAUCAGGACAAAAUCAAGGUCACUGAGCAAGUUGUUUGAAAAAGCUUGUUUACUCUCAACAGGCCCCAUUUUCUAUUCAUUCCCAUCAAACUUCGUCAUAUUAUUUGUAUCAUUAUUUCAAGGUAAAAUAAUGAAGUUCAAGUAUUUUUUCUGUUAAAGCUAUGGUACUCAGAUAAAUGAUAUUCGAGCAAGAUGGACCGGUUGUUUUGUUAAAACUUGUUGGCCAUGACUCAAAACCAUUAGAGAUAUUUUACAUGAAAUUUGGUAAACUUGUUUACAAUGACAAUGAGCAUACAUGUAGCAAGUUCCAUGACCCUGGCUGAGAUAUUUCUUGGUUAUUUGCCUUGACAGCAAGUGAGAAAAACAAACAAGUCUUGACAUCACCUUGAUUAACUGGAAGGUUAGCAUACUGUUGGUGUGAAAAAGAAAACAUAAGAUGUUCAAUUUUAACUUAUGUACAAAAGGGCACCAGGGCAAUAUUAGCACAUGUUGCCACAUACAAAACAAAUAUGUAGCUAACAGUCCACAACUCUGUCUUUCAUGAUUGUCAAGUUAUGACCCCUUGUUCGACUUUUGCCAUGAAGUUUUGUCCUGUCCGAAUGUUUGUGAUGAAUUUUUAUCUGCUGAGACAUUGUCUUGUCCGAAUGUUAAUGAUAGAUUAUAAGCUGCUGAGACAUUGUUUGUCCUGUCCAAAUGUUUUUAAUGGAUUAUUAGCUGCUGAGACAUUGUCUUGUCCUAAUGUUUAUGAUGAAUUAUUAGCUGCUGGUAAAUUGUCUUGUCCAAUGCUUAAUGAUGGAUUAUUAGCUGCUGAGACAUUAUCUUGUCCUAAUGUUUAUGAUGAAUUAUUAGCUGCUGGUAAAUUGUCUUGUCCAAUGGUUAAUGAUGGAUUAUUAGCUGCUGGUAAAUUGACUGUCUGAUGGUUAAUGAUGAAUUAUUAGCUGCUGGUAAAUUGUCUUGUCCAAUGGUUAAUGAUGGAUUAUUAGCUGCUGAGACAUUAUCUUGUCCUAAUUUUUAUGAUGAAUUAUUAGCUGCUGGUAAAUUGUCUUGUCUGAUGGUUAAUGAUGAAUUAUUAGCUGCUGGUAAAUUGUCUUGUCUGAUGGUUAAUGAUGAAUUAUUAGCUGCUGGUAAAUUGACUGUCUGAUGGUUAAUGAUGAAUUAUUAGCUGCUGAGACAUUGUCUUGUCCGAUUAAAAAUGAUGAUUAUUAGCUGCUAAGACAUUGUCUUGUCCGAAUGUUUAUUAUGAUCCAAAUGUUUAUGAUUGAUUAUUAGCUGCUGAGACAUUGUCUUGUCCGAAUGUUUAUGAUUGAUUAUUAGCUGCUGGUACGUUGUCUUGUCCGAAUGUUUAUGAUUGAUUAUUAGCUGCUGAGACAUUGUCUUGUCCGAAUGUUUUUAAUGGAUUAUUAGCUGCUGAGACAUUGUCUUGUCAGAAUGUUUAUUAUGGAUUAUUAGCUGCUGAGACAUUGUCUUGUCAGAAUGUUUAUUAUGGAUUAUUAGCUGCAGAGACAUUGUCUUGUCCGAAUGUUUUUAAUGGAUUAUUAGCUGCUGGUACAUUGUCUUGUCAGAAUGUUUAUUAUGGAUUAUUAGCUGCUAAGACGUUGUCUUGUCCGAAUGUUAAUAAUGAAUUAUUAGCUGCUGGUACAUUGUCUUGUCCUAAUGUUUAUGAUGAAUUAUUAGCUGCUGAGACGUUGUCUUGUUGUACAAAUUACAGUGUUGGUACAAGAUGGGGAAUAGAUCUCAGACACUUUUUUUCAAGAUAUCGACCUGAUCUUUUGUGAUAUCUGAUAUUUUUUCUUAAGAGUAAACUUCAGCUCGUUUUAGUUAGAAACAUGCAAAAUUAGCUGAUAUUAAAAAGCAUAUCCUUGUUUUCUAUUGUUCUUAAUUUGAUGCACAAAUAGGGUCAAAUUUUAGUUUGAAAGUAGUAGUUCUCGGACUCUUUUUUUUUUCGAAAAUGAUCUCAUCAUUUUUAAUUUUUAUAUCUCUACUUAACAUUUGAAAAUUCGACAAUUAAUACUUAAUUUCAAUCUUUCCAUUGAUGUAAAAAUAAUACUGUUCAGCACAAUAUAUGACUCCUUUAUAACCAUGUCCUAACUUGAUAUUCCAUGAUGGGUGAUGUACCUUUUCAUUACAUGUACACCACAUUUCUAGAAAAUGACCCUUCUGCAACUUUUCCGUAACAAAUGAUACAUAAAAAACCUGAUUGAACUUAAACAAAGCUUAAACAAAGCAAAACUCCUGACUGUCCGAGAUCUACUCCUGUCUGAGAUCUAUCCCCCAAUAAUGUGCAUACUGGUAGAGCAUCAAUUUUAUUAUUUUUUACAAAUUACAGUUCAUUUUUGGUACAGUAUUGGUUUCAUUAUCAACCAUGAUUAACAUUGAUAAACUAUCGUCCAUAAAGUGUGUACAUCUUUAAGAUUAUUGUUUUAUCACAUUUAAACACUUAAUUAGGUCAAACUCCCUUAUAUUGGCCAUAAAAUGUGUUGGAAAAACUGCUGGGAAUUUCAUUCUACAGUCGAACCCCAUUGGCUCGAACUCCCUUGGCUCAAAUUCGUGGUUGGUUCGAACUGGAUGUAAAGGACGGAUUUAUUCAUACUGAAGAUAAGCAUUCCCUCUUGGUUUGAACUUUUCAAGGCUCGACGUAUUUUCGCCUGUCCCUAGGUGUUCAAGCUAAUCAGGUUUGACUUUAUUGUACAUAUUUUACUUUGGCGUGUUUUCAAUCAAUAAUCAUGGGAUUUAUUUGUACAUGUUUUUUGCCCAGUUUAUGACAACUCUUUACUUUCUUCUGUACUGUUGUGUAUAUAAAUGUACCAACUUAGUGUUCUUCCAUGCAUUAUUUGUAUUGCUCAUAUAUUUCCUAUGAAAUAAUCAGGCCUUAUAUUUGUACAGAAUUAAAACUCAUUGUAUGCAAAAUGUGCCAUGCUGGUGUACUUAGAAUAACUAGAACUUGAACAAUCAUUUUAUUAUCAAGAUAAUGUGUAUAUUCUUUAAUUGUUUAGACAUAAUAAUGUGUACAGAGUAGAUUCAUUAUUUUUGUAGAUCUUUAAGAAGAUAUUUGUAGGCAUAACAAAGCACAUUUUCAUUUUUUACCAUACGUGCACACAGUGUAAAAUUUUGGUACCACAUUAAUCUUUGGCUCAAUUGGUUAUCUUUUGCUGAAAGCAAUUACUUGUGAACACUUGGGCCUAGGGAUUUCAAAUUUGAUAGGCAGUUUGGUCAUGACCAGCACAUGAAGGCUAUUGAUAAUGAGGUCAGUCUUGGUGACUUUAUCUGUCCAACAUGGCCUUUCUGGGGAGUUUGUCAUGUUCUUGGGACAGUGCAUGUUUUUCCAUGGCAUUAUUCAAAAGAUAAUGUUGUUAUUUUUCCCUUGGGAAUAUUCAUAAGUGAAUUUUAUUCUCACAUUUUUUUCCAUGCCAAUAUUCACAAAUGAAUGUCAUUCUCACAUUUUUUUCCAUGGGAAUAUUUAUAAGUGAAUUUUAUUAUCACAUCUUUUUUCCAUGGCAUGGUUCACAAGUGAAUGUUGUUCCAUUAUGUUUUUCCAUUGCAAUAUUCACAAGUGAAUCUUAUUCUCACAUUCGUUCAUGGCAUUGUUCACAAGUGAAUGUCGUUCUCACAUUCGUUCAUGGCAUUGUUCACAAGUGAAUGUCGUUCUCACAUUCGUUCAUGGCAUUGUUCACAAGUGAAUGUCGUUCUAACAUUCGUUCAUGGCAUUUUUCACAAGUGAAUGUCGUUCUCACAUUCGUUUAUGGCAUUGUUCACAAGUGAAUGUCAUUCUCACAUUCGUUCAUGGCAUUGUUCACAAGUCAAUGUCGUUCUCACAUUCGUUCAUGUCAUUGUUCACAAGUGAAUGUCAUUCUCACAUUCGUUCAUGGCAUUGUUCACAAGUGAAUGUCGUUCUCACAUUCGUUCAUGGCAUUGUUCACAAGUGAAUGUCGUUCUCACAUUUUUUCCAUGGCAUUGUUCACAAGUGUAAUUUACCCAAGUGCAAUAACUCAUUAAGAGCAUAUAUAGAAAGAAGCAGAUAUCGAGUUCUUGCACUAAGGUGACAGAAUGUUGUUCUCAUAUUUUUUUCAUGGCAUUGUUUGCACAUGAAUGUUGUUUAUACAUUUUUUUCCAUGUCAUUGUUCAUGAGCGAAUGCUGUUCUCACAUUUAUUUCCAUGGCAACAUUCACGUGUAAAUGUAGUUCCCACGAUGAUGCAGACGGCUGUGCAUUCUCUUUGCCGCAAAUUCUCACGUACUGUCUUGAAAUUAUCGUAGUUCACUGAAAAAGAUUUAAGUUAAUUGCAUCAACUAAGUCAACAUGCAAAUCAAAGUGAUCUCAUUCUUAAGCUUUUACUAAGUAGGAAUUUAAUACUUCUGUUGAAAUGUGUUCUUAUUCUUGUUGUUUUUUUACAUCUUUAUUCGCUUACUUAUUUUGUUGCUAAAUAUACAUCUUAUGCUCAAAAUAGACAUUAACCGGAAUGUUGGUGCAUUUGUUAUAGAGUUUUGGGUGUUUCAUUGUUGUGUUAUUAUGAAGUUACAACAAUGUUUUUACACAAAUUUAAAUGUCAAAACCUUCUGUAGUAAAAUUGAUUCAAUGUCCCCAACCAGGGCUUCCAAAAACCGACAAUUUGUCAGUCGGGACCGAUUUUAACCUUGCCGGACCAAUUUCAGGAACAGAAAAGGGUUUAAAAUUUGGUCCAAAAUUUUUACAUUUGUUUUUAAAUUUCUGUCCAAAUGGGUUAAGUCAGUAAAAAAUGUAGAAAUUGUAAUACACUAUUCAUCCCACCUACAUGUCCUUACCAAGUCAGAUAACUCUUUCAUGCAAAUGAAACCAAUUUAGCCCCUUUAUUAUUUGACUUAGAAAUUCUUGUUAAGGUUUUGCAUUAAAGUAAGGACAAAAAAGUCAAAUCCUCAGCAACUUAACAUUAUGUUUUGAAUUGAAAUUUUAUACAAUCAAGAAUGAUAACUCGAAAAUUUUGGAAUCCUGAAACUUAACACAGGCUGGAUAAUCGAGUGUGUGUUCUCUGUGAGACCUCAUGUCUUUGUUUUUGCGAAAAAGUUAGUGCUUUAUUUUUUGAGCUCAAGUCACAGACAUAAUUGUACAUGUACAUGUAUUUUUAAUUUAAUUAAUGUAGUUAGCUAAAAUUAUAUACUCAUUAUAUUUUCAUCAUAUUGUUAUUAUUUUGCAUUUAAUUUGUCUGAUCAUCAGGUUUAUCCUAGUCUGUUUUUCAAAUAAAUAAAGUCGUGACAUUUAAAUAGGCAUGUAAAAAUGUUGACAACAUUUAAGAAACCAGUUAACUAAGGCUGAAUUCAAAAACAAACUUAGAUUUCACUUUAUUUUGAGAUUAGAUGUUUUGAUUGGACUGUUUAAAUAACUGGCCAGAAGACUUAACGGAAAUCACUGAGGCGUGUCUAAAGACAAGGAUAAAUAUGAACGCUUUGAUCAAAUAUGAAUAUAAUGUGAUUUUAAGCAUUCACUUAAGUGGACAACAAGUUGCUUUCUUUUUUUCAAUUUUUGCAUUAAAUGCAUGUGUCUAUGUUAAUAAUUAUAUAUAUUUUUAUUUUCUUUGUAAAUAAUAAAAUUAAGUGCUUAAUAUAUAUUCCAUUUAUAUAAACUUCACAUUAAUUGUGUGCUCUUCUUGUUCCUUAUUACCCAUAUUUUGUGCGAUGAGAUGGGCUUUUGUUUAUUCUCUUUGUUUGUCAUGGUUGUUACAGCGUCAGCUUAUCAAAGCGUGUAUGAUCAAAUUACGUAAGAUUACGUCCCAUAUUCGCUUACAUCUUGGGUCUGAGUCUUACACUCAGACUCAAAAUGUAAGCGAAUAUGGCACAUAAUCUUACUAGACUCAGAAAAGCUAUUUCUUAAAUGAAUUCUACCAUAACAUUAGAAUAAGGAGUUCUGAGUCUUAAAGCUGCAUUCUCAUAGAUUGACCGUUUUGACAACUUUUUUGUCUUGGAAUGAGCCAUUUUUUCUGUGAAUGGCUGGAUACUAGUGAUAUAAGAAUGCUGACAAAAACAAGACAAGACAAGAAAUAAAAAAGUUGUCAAAACGGUCAAUCUUGAAUGCAGCUUUAAGUCUGAAACUCAAAUUCAAGAAGAUAGUGAUUAUGAGGGCAGGAAAUUUCGUUGCAGAGUGCCAUAAGAUAAUUUAUUGAAUUAAAAGUGAUUUUUUUUUUUUUUUUUUUUUUUUUUGCAUAUUCAAUCCAGCUGUGUUACAUGUAUGUGAACAAAAGAUAAUUUGUUUCAAAUAAAUAAUUCUUUUACUUGGAUUAACCACUUCGAAAAAAUGAUCAUACCAUACAAUUGAUUAUAAGUGUGUCCCUACAUGUAUGUCUUUGGGACAAACUUAUAAAUGAUCGUAUUGUAUGAUCAUGAGUGAGUAAUUUGAAAAUUAUAUUACAUUACUAUCAAUAUGCCUGAACAUAAUCAUGUUAAUUAAACACUCCAGUGUGUUUUUUUGCCAGCCACUUUAUCAACAUGUUCUAUUUUGUAUCUUUUAAACCGUCAAAUUAUUCAGUAACAAAUAUAUUUUGUCAGUAAUUUAGGAUAAAGAACAGAAAGCAUUUUUCUGUUGGCAUUCAUUUUGUUUAAAUUUACAUCAUAUAAACAUACCAGUAACUAUAAAGUGGUUUUAGAGUACAAUUUUUAUAAAAAAAACAUUUUCCCUGUAGUUUCCAUUGUAUGAUUUUUGAAAAUUGGAAAAAAGAUCUUGAACGUGUCUUAUCUGGACUACCUUUAUUCCAGUCUGUAGCAAUUGUUAGUUAACUUAUAUAUAAUAUUAAGUCAAGGCUUGAGAACCACAAAGUGGUGCAGAUUUGUGAUAUACAUGUAUGUUUUAUUGUUUGUGAACCACAUUAAUAUAUUCGACUUUUAAAAAUGUAUUCAAAAUGUUGCCAAAUAAAUUGUUUCGUAAUUGAUAAUUGUUAAUACUUUGGGGGCAAGAGUUUCCCUUUCUUAAUUGUUGGCCUCUGUUUAUGUCUUCAAAACUGACUCAGAAUACAAACUACAUUUACAGCCAAUGAAACUGCAGAUAGGCAAUUAUUAAACAGUAGGCUUAAUCAUUAAGAAUUUCAGCUUUCGCGUGUGUUUAAAGGUCCAUCUACUGCCACUCAUCUGAUACACACUCCCUGCAUCAGAUUUUGCAUUGACAAUGUAUCAGCCGAUGAGGUUGUAUUCUAAGUCAGUUACAUGUAGAUGACAUGAAUUAAAAUCUUAAUGAUUAAAAAGGGCUUGUUUGUUACACUCACUCUGCCCAUUCUUAAUCAUUAAGAUUUUGAUUCAUGUCAUCUAACUACUACAUAAAACAAUGGGAUGUCUGCAUGGACUAUAGUAACUACCUGAAUUUAUAGGACGUACUACAGUUCUGCAAGUAGUCUCAAAAUGUCAUAUAAUGUUAACUAGAUUCAUGGACAUGCCACACGUUUUCAUCUUUUUUGUCACCAUCUCAUUUUGUUCUAUCAUAGUUGAAUGAUGAUUUCAUAAGUGGGUUUCACUGUAUACUUAGAUAUACUGAUUCAAUCUUUGACUGUAUUUUAAUGUCAUCAAUCUCCAAAUUAUGUACUUUAAUAUGUCAUUUUUGAAUUUAAUUACGUAGAAAAUGUGUCUGUUUUUGUCAAAGUCUUUUUGUUUCCUUCAUGAAAGUAGUUAGAUGUAUUUUUGUAAGGGAGUUGUACUGUAAAGAUGUUUUUGUAGAUAUAUGUAUACUUAUUACCAGUGAUCUUAAGUGCUGAAAUGAUUAUAUAACAUAAAAAUGAAACAUGA